Messenger RNA from Trichoplusia ni (cabbage looper), 1422 nucleotides. Its product is annotated as odorant receptor 13a-like. Gene Ontology annotation, cellular component: plasma membrane. NCBI's taxonomy places the organism in Eukaryota, Metazoa, Arthropoda, Insecta, Lepidoptera, Noctuidae. Gene Ontology annotation, molecular function: odorant binding; olfactory receptor activity. Gene Ontology annotation, biological process: detection of chemical stimulus involved in sensory perception of smell; sensory perception of smell. The transcript has 8 exons. The coding region runs from base 192 to 1289 and encodes 365 amino acids. The record is from RefSeq and is a predicted model, not a curated record.
GAGUGUCUUUGUGCACGUGACUUGGAUGUUUGUGAAACCCCCGCGACACAAAGGUUAAUUAAUGCCGGAAUCGUUAUUUAAACGUCUUUAAAAGAGUUUAUCUUACUGGCAACUAGACGUCAAGUCAUUUUUUCGAAAAAAUAAAUAGAUUCCUAUGGCCAUGUAUUUGCAUCCAGCUUUCAAUCAUAUCAAUGACAUUUGAAGAGAUAUUCAUUUGGCACGGAGUUACGGAGAAGGACUACUCCUUCGCCACGGAAUGCUUCUGUUACUGGGUGAUACUUGGAGGCAUCCCCAUGGUGUAUGUUAGUGUCCUGGUAAAUAUGCAGAAGAUAUACGACAUCGUGGAAGAAAUGAACAAGGAUUUUAUUUUCGUAUGUAGCUUGAGUCCGAGGUAUCGCAAACCCUUUUUGGAAGGCCAACUCCUGAUAUGGCAGCUCUGCUACGCUUGGUUUUGCUUCGUUUGCUUCGUGAGCAGUCUCUACGUAUUAUUCCCGGUCGCUGGCUUGUGCUACCAGAGUUUAUUCGCGACACAAGACGAGAACACACAAAGGCCUCUCCAGUUCCCGAUGUGGCUGCCGAAUGACGAUCCAUAUAGAACUCCAAAUUACGAAAUGUUUUUGGUUAUCGAAUCUAUGAUGUGCUUCUGUUUCGUCCAAACUUUUUGCGUAUACAUCUACACGCUGUUCCACAUUCUGCUUCAUUACGAUACCAUUAUGAACAUGAUUAUAUUGGAUUUUGAAGUAAUAUUCGAGGGUUUGGAUGAAUCUGUGGCCUUGCUUCCAAGAUACGAUGUACGUAAAAUGGAAGUACAGCGCAUACUUAACGAGAGAAUGAAGAAAAUUGUCACGUGGCAUCUCUCCGUUUUUAAGGCUGUGAAAACUGUAUCAUCAGUCUACGGGCCUAUGUUGGUGUAUCAAGUAUCGCUGAGUUCUAUCGCCAUUUGUCUGAUAGCAUAUCAAAUCGCAGAGAAACUGGAUAGCGGAAAACUGGAUAUACUGUUUUGCCUAUUAGGAAUUGCUGCUUGUCUGCAGCUGUGGAUACCGUGCUACCUUGGAACUAUGCUUCGAAACAAGGCCUUUGCAUUGGGAGACGCGUGUUGGACCUGCGGAUGGCACGAAACAAGGCUUGGCCUGAUGGUACGGACAGACAUCGUCAUUUUUAUACUGCGAGCACAACAGCCGGUGACCAUCAAGUUCACUGGACUGCCCCAUGUUCAGUUGGAGACGUUCUCAUCUCUGAUGAGUUCGUCGUAUUCAUAUUUCAAUAUGCUGCGGCAAUACAGCAAGUAAUAUUUGACGACACUUCUCUAAUGUAUCUAUUUUAAUUCUCUUUCACUUCAAACCCUACCGUUUUAAACAAAAAAUGUUUGAUUAAAUACCACGCUUUGUUUUUAAAAUAAAUUAAAUAAGAGAUUAAUUAUUU